This is a messenger RNA of Pteronotus mesoamericanus, 1793 nucleotides long. It is a transcript of the gene CLDN4, whose product is annotated as claudin 4. Gene Ontology annotation, molecular function: structural molecule activity. The record is from RefSeq and is a predicted model, not a curated record. NCBI's taxonomy places the organism in Eukaryota, Metazoa, Chordata, Mammalia, Chiroptera, Mormoopidae. The transcript has 2 exons. Bases 713 to 1342 code for a protein of 209 amino acids. Gene Ontology annotation, cellular component: bicellular tight junction; plasma membrane. Gene Ontology annotation, biological process: cell adhesion; bicellular tight junction assembly.
AUGGGGUGGGCAGGGAUGGGAGCACCGGUCUGGUGGGGAGAGGGCUGUUCUUGAUAAAAACCAGUACGUAUGAUACAGUCCUAUUGGCAUAAGAUUAUAUAGGGUAAUUUGGCAGGAAGAAAAAGAAAAUGCUAAGAAAAAGAAAGUGCUAAGUCUGCCCUCUCUGCCCCAAAGCAAAGGUGAUGAAUGGCAGACACCUUGUAAAGUAUCACAGUAAAAGUAUGUCUGAGCAGUUGGGAGGGCCAGGCUCCAGAAGCCAGAUUGGGUGCAGGAAAAGUGUCUGGGCCUUGCUGGUAUUUUUCCUGUGGCAGGUGGGUGGGACUCAGCCAGCAGCUCCUGGAAUAAAUCAAGUAAACAAAUUUCUCUCCCGCUCCACUCCUGUGCGGAGCCGCUCACAGCUCCCCCAGGGCCCCUCCUGCUCCUCCUUUACACCUGAGCUCCCUGCAGACCCCCCCUGCCCUGGGCCUGCACUUCGCCUGAUCCCCUCCUGCACCUGCCCUCCUCCUGGCCCCUGCCCCUCCCCCACCUCUGCUGCACUUGGCUGCGCUGAGCAGGGAAGGACAGCUUCUUAGUCACUUCUGUUGGGACACAGGUGAAAAGUGAAAGGCCUCCCUGUGGACGGAGUGUCCAUCCUCAGCACUUGGAUUUCUACAGCCCCCAGGGCCAGAUCCCCAAAGACUUCCGGGUCCUAGACGCCAGCAGACACUGAAAGAUGGCCUCCAUGGGGCUACAGGUGAUGGGCAUCGCGCUGGCCGUGCUGGGCUGGCUGGGUGCCAUACUGAGCUGCGCGCUGCCCAUGUGGCGGGUGACGGCGUUCAUCGGCAGCAACAUCGUCACGUCGCAGACCAUCUGGGAGGGCCUGUGGAUGAACUGCGUGGUGCAGAGCACCGGCCAGAUGCAGUGCAAGGUGUACGACUCUAUGCUGGCACUGCCACAGGACCUGCAGGCAGCACGGGCCCUCAUUGUCGUCUGCAUCAUCGUGGCCGUGGUGGGCGUGCUGCUGUCUGUUGUGGGUGGCAAGUGCACCAACUGCGUGGAGGAUGAGAGCACCAAAGCCAAGAUCAUGAUUGUGGCGGGCGUGGUGUUUCUCCUGGCUGGCCUGCUUGUGAUGGUACCUGUGUCGUGGACAGCCAACACCAUCAUCCGUGAUUUCUACAAUCCCCUGGUGGCUGCUGGGCAGAAGCGGGAGAUAGGGGCCUCACUCUACAUCGGCUGGGCGGCUGCGGGUCUGCUGAUGCUCGGCGGGGCCCUGCUCUGCUGCAACUGCCCACCUCGUGCCGACAAGCCCUACUCAGCCAAGUACUCUGCUGCCCGUUCUGCCCCUGCCAGCAACUACGUGUAAGGUGCUGCCACUCAACUCUCCCUGGACUGUUGACUGUUUCUCCCUGGACUGAGCUCAGCGCAGUCUAUGAACCUAGGUUGGCCCUGCCAUGGUCUGCAGGUUGCUGGGGGAUGGGCAAGCAGGGACUGAGACAGGCCAUUGGCCAGUAGCCCUCAGCUCCUUCCGGCCCUCUUGGACACCUUCCUAAGGCCUCCUCUACAAUAGCAAGGAUGGACUGAGAGAUUUCUGAGCCACCCUCCUCUGAAUGGCCUAUGGAUGCAGGGGAGGGGCAGGCAGCAACAGGGCACGGCAAUGGAGUGGGGGGCUGGCUCUUGCUGGCCAGGACAGCUCAGCCCUGACUGCUUGGACUCUGAGUGGGUGCCCUGCCCAUGCUUGUGUUGGCCACUGUGCCCUUCUUUGAUCUUCCCCACUCCCUCUGAGUGCAUCCAGUGGAAACCUGUGGCCAUGAAAA